CCUUGGGUCCUUGGCAACGUUGAAGACGUGAAAAUGUGUUUGUUUUGAACCCGUGGCCACUCGCUGUAGACUCAAUUAACCUCAAUUUGUAAGAUUUUUGUUUGUUUGUUUGUGUGUUACAUUAGUACCAUGAUGCCAGGGGACAACCAGACCAAAACUGUAGCAAUAGCCUCGGACGCGAAGCCAGCGAAUUGUCAGAAUUGCUCCCUUUUGCACCAGAGCUUAACGGAAUACGUGUCAUCAUUUUUGUCACUGAAACAGAAGAUUAUGGUUUCGGCUGACAUGAUCACUCUACAACAACAGCACGAAGAGCUACAGAGCCAAUUGGUUACUUUGGAGAAAAAAACUGCGGAUUACGAAUCUGUGCAAGCAGAGUUGGAAGAACAAAAGAAGAUUCUUCAGGACUGUGGUCAGAUGUCUGAAGAGGUUGACAAGUUAAAGCAAGAAAACAGUAUUACAUUGGCUCAGAAUGGGAAGCUUGAAAACCAACUGAAGGCCAUUAAAGAACUCACAGAAACUCAGUCGCUUGAGAAUGCACAACUGAAGCGGGAAAAGGCCAUGUUAGAAAUUGAUUUGCUGAAUGUCCAAACAUCUUUGAAGAAAACAGAAGAAAAUGCAGAUAAAGUUGAACAAUUAUUACAGAAUCAAGACAGGAUAACAAGCAUAAAAGAGAAACUUGCAAAAAGCGUUGCACUGCUUGAAGAAUCAGUUUCCCAAAGGAAUAAUCAGAUAUCAUUACUGAAUAAGGAGAAGGUCCAGCUGGAGAGGGACAUUUUUGACCUUCAGGGACGGCUUAUAAAACUGGAGCGAGAAAAAAACAAAGAAUACAGAAGUACAUCAACUCAGGCAAGACCAGCUCCAGAACAUAAAGUUGACAAAGAAAAGGUUCGAAUACUUCUAGAGCAUCUAUGGGCUUGUGUGGAACCGCAACAUCACCAAUCAGCCAACUUGUUGCAUUUCCAUGAGCCCACCUCUCAGCAGAGCAACUGUAUUCAUCAGAGCGAUCAAUCCCAGACUGCUUUCCACAAUACUAGUGAAAUCCGAAGAUCCUCCACUGAGACCAAAUCCUUUGGGACACAUUCAAAAACAUCUCCACAUGUACAAAAAACCAAGAAACAAGCACCUCCGCUAACAAAGAGCACAAAGUCAGAGCAAGAAUCCGUUCCAACAAACAACAAUCACCUGUCCAAACAAGUCAGACUGAGUGAGGCUUGUGAAACGCCCAGCGCAGAAGAGUUAUUGGAAUGGUUCAAGCCUCUGCCUCCCUGCUUAUCCCCACUGCCUGAUAACGGAACACAGUUUAUGAAGAAAGGGGAAAGAGAAACAGAACAUGCCACACCCAGUCAGUGUCUUAAAGAAAAGGAGUUCCAGCACGUUCUAGCAAAGUCAUGCCUUUCUCCAAAACGGCAUUCAAUAACAACCGGGGAAAGUGUAGGUUUGUGUAAUGGAACAACACACGAAAUGGAAUGCACCUCCAACAUAUGUGAAUCAAGUGUCACAACAGAGCUAAAGGAUGAAAGACCCAGCACAAAUGAUGAGGAAAUGCAAAUUGAGGAUGCUUCUGUCAAGCAGUUAGUAUUGUUUACUACGUCAGAUAAAGUCGUUUCAGUUGAGAAUCCUCCAGCAAGUACUAUUAAUAAUGAGCUGUGCUGUGCAGAUCCUCACACUAGUUGUGCUGCCUGUAACGUACACAAAACGGAUCACUGUAACACUACAGAAUCACAGGAACAAACUGAAGGGCAGCCAAUCAAAGAUGAGUCUGCUAUUACAGAGAAAUUUGUCAACAGGGUCUCUGUUGGCAAAAUCCACACCACCGUUUGUGUGGAAUCCCACAAUGUCAACACGGAAUUCAACAUGGAAGUAUUAGAUCUGCAGCCAAUUACUUUCCUGACUUGCAUCAACUCUGUACAGGGCAAAGAUGAUGUCAAUAAGGAACACGUGUCUGAAAAGGAAAACAUUCAAGACACAAGUCACUUGCUGCAUGAAACUCAAAAUGUUCGAGACAUAAAUCCCCAAAACAAUGCAGAGCAUCACGGAGAGGACUCGGAAAUCCAAGACGGUGACCCAUGUAUAUCACGCUGUGACAUGAAUUGUAGCAUCACCAAUGCAGAAAGCGAAGACCUGGUAGAAAAUGAUGGAUUCUGUCCUGCAGACAAACAAGUGCAGGAAGCUCAGCAAACUGUAAGAGCUGUUGGAACACCUACUCUGUCAGGUCCAAGGAGCAACACACCGCCCAUGUCAACGAUUAAUACUGCAGAUGAAUCCAUUGCCAACCAAAUACUUUGUGUAACAAUUGCUCCACUGACUGAUCUUCGGGAUGACGAAAGAGAACAACCUCCUUCAGGCACAACUAUUAACCUUGAAAGUAAACCUUUGAAGGAAAAUGUGCAUUUGUUGUGCCAUCAUUUGAGUCGGUCUCAUUUCUCACCCAAUGUAAAAACAAAUGAGUGUGAAAACCACGCAAAACGAGUGGAAGGGACUGUUGUCAAAGGGUUGCCUCAUAACGAACCUUGUGAUGGUCAAACAGUCACCGCUAUUGAACAUACUGUUCUAAAUGAGAAUGGACAAAGUCAAUCAGGGACCUCUGCUGAAAUGCCUGACAGAGAGAAGCUCGAUAUGAUCAUAUCUAGUACAUCCGCAGCUGCUCCGGUGGUGAGUGCAACUGCAGAACCCAGUCGGCGGGAGUCCAUCUGCGAAGUUCGCUCUGAAAUGGGUCCACCCCUCCCUCCUGUCCUCACUCCUCUGAAGACACCUCCAAAGGCAGGCAGACCAAUCAAUCCAAGGCAUGCCAUUGGAAAGCUUUCCUUUCCCUCUCCAAUGGAUAGAUUGGCCUCACCUUCCGGUCAGGUCCAGCCCCCUGUGACUCCCAACUGUCAGGGAGUGUGUUCAUCUUCAACUCUUAGCAAUACCUUUCCUCCAAACGGAGUCCCCUUGUCACCUCUUCAGUUUGGCUCUGCUACCCCAAAACAUGCGGUGCCCGUCCCAGGUCGCCUGCCUGAUGCGCUAAAUUCCUCUUCGCCCACAGCCCCUUGUCCACCGCAAGAGAAUUCUAUGAGGAUUCUGGACAGCAUGUACCCAGAACUGUCGGCACGCGCCCGCACAUUGAGCAUUCUCAGAGGCAACCUUAGCAUGAGUUCUUCAGAAAGCGUAGCCUCACCACCAUCAACUGACAGUCAGAUCUCCAGUUUUACAACCGUCACUUCCACCGCGACUGCUUUCAUCAAGACUGAAAUGAGAGGAGAAAAACGACCUGCCACAGAGUUGCCUCAGCUUAAAAACAGCAAAUCUCCCAGAGCAGAUGGCAGCUCUCCAAGUGUCAGCCAAGUGCCAGCCUCCUUGACAAACAGUGGCUAUGUUUCAGCAUCGUGUCAAACCCCAAAGCUCAAACCGAUCACAAUUAAGGAAACGGAUCUAUCAGUGGCGUUGGAAGAACCUGUUGAAAAAAACAUUGUCGUCCGCCUUUUGAAGCGUAUUGAACAUCAAGCCUUCGAUUUGUUGCCUGUGAUCCAGAGCCACAUCCAUGUUGGUAACCUGGCCAAAAAACCUGUGCUGAGAGAUGAGGAAAAAGAAGUCAUUUCUGAGAUUUCUCAGAGCGGCUUGGCAGAUGACAUGAAGUUGGCCAUCCAGAACAAACUCAAAGCAGAAAAGAGGGACAUGUGCGAAAAAUAUGCGCAGGCCCUCUGCAGAGUCUACACAGCCAUCUGUCGACAGGAGGGAGACUUUGAAAAGGCUCGUACCUUGGCUUACAGCUUGCUUAUUGAAGAUUUUCCCAAUGUCGCCAAGCUGAUUUUGUUUAUCGUGACAACAUGGCCCAGUGUUUUGUCUCAUAGCAGCCUUAUGUGCCAGGCUGUACACACAGUCACUAAACUGAAAGCACCACAAGAUCUCGCUAAGUGUCUGUCAGCAUACCUUGGAUGGGAAAAGAGCCCACCUUGUGAUAUUGACCUUCUGAUCUCUCGCUCGCUGUCAGAGAUUCGGUCAGGUUCAAGACUGUCUUUCUUGAAACACAAUCGAUAUGGUUCCGACCUGGGAACGGAGGCUUGGGAACUGGUCUUCACUUUGCAUCUCCUGUGUGCACAGAAAUCAUGGAAGUGGAGCUAUGACAAUAUCUUGAGUAAAAAGUUGUGGCCACUGAUGAACUCCUGGGUAUCACAGCCCCGAGACCAGCAAGCACCAAUCUCUGAUGUGACAGUGGCAACUGUCCUGCGGCUAAUUGGGAUCCUAGGUCAGUUAGGAAUCAGGGAGAAAAACAUUUCUUCCGUGUUAACUGUUGCCAGCAUCAUCAAUACCUUUGGUACGCACAGCCAGAGUGAAGCUAUACCGUGGGAAGUGCAGUUAGCAGCGGCGUACUGCAUCUUCGACUUGUCACCAUGCAACCCCAAAGAAGCCCUGGAUGCACUUGCAGGAUGGCGAGGAGAAGCAUCACGAAGUGUUCCCUCUGCCGUCACAAGCUGCAUUUUCCAGCUGGCCUCGAUCUGCAGACAGGUCAAUAAAUGAGUGAUUCAUGCUUCACAAAGACUUCUGGUUGUUUACACAAAAGUCUACAUAAUUUUGUUUUUAAUAAUAAAGGGAGUGCAGUCAUCUUGCACACCUCCAGUACACGCUUUACAAUUUUCAGUCUUUAAUGAACUCAUACGGUAAUGUUGAAGCAGGCCAAAUCAGAUACCAACGGACUAGUCAAUGCUAUUUUUGAAGGAGCUUGAAGAGAGCGCUAACUCCAGGUGAUGAUGUGACCUGAACCACACUGUGCAAAGUUACUAGCAUCAAGUUGUUUUGAUUAGCUUUACUGUGACACCCUUCUCCAAUCAUCUGCACGUUGUAUAAAUUUGAUUUUAUCCUUUUACUGUGCUUUUCUUUUGAUACAUGAAUGAUGAUACAUGAAUGAGGAAAAUUAAGUGAAACAAACAUUGCAUUGUGUAUUAUUUCUGAUUUAAUAUUUUAAUUAUUCACACCCUGUGUAACAAGACACACGUUCGUGAAGUUGUGCUGAGGUAAAACUUUAUAGACAAUGGUAAUAAUAUAGAUGUGUGUUUACAUCUGACUGCAGUGCGCUUGGAAACGUACCAUGUAAAUAUGUCUGUGGAAAAAUCACCAGUAGUAAAUAUCUGUACAGUUUCAGAGAUUAUUUAUUUUUGCUAUUAAAGUCAUACAUAUGUAUUACAA
Molecule: messenger RNA, 5163 nt
Organism: Hippocampus zosterae (dwarf seahorse)
Lineage: Eukaryota; Metazoa; Chordata; Actinopteri; Syngnathiformes; Syngnathidae
Gene: ice1
Product: KIAA0947-like (H. sapiens)
Exons: 20
Coding region: 130-4497 (1455 amino acids)
Source: RefSeq, a predicted model, not a curated record